AUGUCGGGGAUCACAGUGAAUUCGAAUUGUGGAGAAUGUUCACCCCCUUCGCAUGAGCCUUGCACCACGGAAUUACACCCAUACUCUAGCAUCGAUGACGAUGAUGCACUUGUGAAGUAUAUCUGGAGGGAAUAUUUGCAUCCUAAGCAAUAUGAAUGGGUUCUUAUUGUAGGAUACAUUAUUGUUUUUUUUGUUUCUCUCAUUGGAAACACACUAGUUUGUUUUGCAGUGUGGAAAAACCAUCACAUGCGCACAGUGACCAACUGUUUCAUUGUGAAUCUCUCCUUUGCUGAUGUCCUGGUCACCAUCACCUGUCUCCCGGCAAGUCUUGUGGUAGACAUUACAGAAACAUGGUUCUUUGGAAACACUCUUUGUAAAAUACUGCCUUACUUACAGACAAUCUCCGUAUCUGUGUCAGUCUUGACUCUGAGCUGCAUUGCUCUCGACCGCUGGUACGCAAUCUGCCACCCGCUGAUGUUCAAAAGCACGGCCAGGCGUGCCCGCAAGAGUAUCCUCCUCAUCUGGGGGGUUUCCUGUGUCAUCAUGAUCCCCCAGGCCAUCGUGAUGGAGUGCAGCAGCCUGCUACCUGAGCUCACCAACAAAACCAGCCUUUUCACCGUGUGUGAAGAGCGCUGGGGAGCUGAUGUCUACCCCAAGGUGUAUCACACCUGUUUCUUCAUCGUCACAUACUUCGCUCCCCUCUGUCUGAUGGUUCUGGCAUACAUCCAGAUAUGUCAUAAACUGUGGUGUCAACAGAUUCCUGGGACGUCAUCUGUGCUACAGGGGAAGCGGACGCCCCUCCAGGGUUCCACUUAUUCUCCAGGUCCUGGGGAGUCAGCCAGGGUCCGGACCAGCACAGUGUCCGCUGAGAUCAAACAGGUCCGGGCCCGCAGGAAGACAGCCCGCAUGCUGAUGGUGGUCCUCUUUGUCUUUGCCCUCUGCUACCUGCCCAUCAGCGUACUCAACAUCAUGAAAAGAGUGUUUGGGACGUUUAAGUACACAAACAGCAGAGAGACUGUAUACGCCUGGUUCACGUUCUCACAUUGGCUGAUAUAUGCCAACAGUGCUGCAAAUCCAAUCAUCUAUAACUUUUUAAGUGGGAAGUUUCGAGCGGAAUUCAAAGCAGCAUUUUCCUGUCGCUCUUUUGGACGAUGUCAGAACCAAACAGAGGGCAUAAGGAGAAGAAUAAACACGGACAGCCGUAAAUCCUUGUCCACUCAAGUCAACAACAUGGACAAUGUCUCACGGAUAUCUGACCAUGUGGUUUAAUCCUAUACUGGGGCAUGCUGGGAGAUCUUAUAAUUGCACCAUACCACCCAGGACACACUGGCAUUCACUGUCUCCAUGAUACAAAGGUCACGAAUAGAACACAUUGUAACGUCAAGCUUUUAACAACAGACAUCUUGAAUAGACCACAUACUCUGAAUGGACUGAAAGCACUCAAUAUCCACCGACCUGUGUGAAAGCAAAUCCCUCCCCUGCUGGAACUUCUACCCAGGGGAAGAGAAGUGAUUUGAAUGAGUCGUGUCUGUUACAGAUGGAUAACCGUUCUAUUGGCUCCAGUCUUUGGUUCUCAUCCCACCAGAGGCAGGAAUUAGCACCCCAUGGUGUUGUACACCUCACCAGAAAGGACAGACUGAAGGAUGAAUCACAAUGCAAAGAUUAAACCCUAUCAACGUUUAUUAUCAAAGCUUCUUAAAUCUGAAGAUGGAUUACAAAAUAACAAUUUGUUUGUUAAUUAGCCACAAUAGUGUACUACGUGUGUAUUUGUGGUGAUGUUUACUUAUGUCUUAGGAUGACUACUUAUU
Molecule: messenger RNA, 1808 nt
Organism: Oncorhynchus masou masou (cherry salmon)
Lineage: Eukaryota; Metazoa; Chordata; Actinopteri; Salmoniformes; Salmonidae
Gene: hcrtr2
Product: hypocretin (orexin) receptor 2
Exons: 7
Coding region: 1-1269 (422 amino acids)
Biological process (GO): G protein-coupled receptor signaling pathway; circadian sleep/wake cycle process; feeding behavior
Cellular component (GO): membrane
Molecular function (GO): orexin receptor activity
Source: RefSeq, a predicted model, not a curated record